CCGAGAUGACGUUAGUGGAUGGAUGGAUGCAUGGAUGAAUGUGUCGACAGGUGGCUCGAUAAUGGCACCUGACAGACACAGCGCACACAAACACCCCCCACACACCACCAAUACACACCUGCGGGAUGACACUGGUGGUGGUACUGACCUUUCGCGAUAUCUACGAUAGGCCUGACGGCUCGCUGCCGGUGCUGUCCUCCACCAUGCUGCCAAGCGACGCAGAGGCCUGCUCUGGCACAGCAGCAGCCACGUUCGCAGCUUCAGCGGCCACGUGGGCAGCGACAGCGGCAGCUAUGUGCUCGUCCUCGACAGCGGACUCGGACAACACCAUCUCCAGAGCCUCUGCAUUGCCCGACACAUCAGCCACGACAGCACCACCACCACCACCCCCACCAGUGGCAGCAGCGUGAGCAGCAGCGACGAGGUGAAAUGGGCAUGGUGGCGAUCUGAGAACAAUGCAUCAAUAGUCGGCGCAGCACACACACACACAACCAGAAAAGAGGUUUCUUUCGUGCCGUGUUCACUCUGUCUGUCUGUCUGUCUGCAUGUGUUCCCCUCCCCAGCCACUCACGGUGAUGCAUCGAGGUCCGGCAGGGCCAGCGAUGGCAUCCCCGAACUAUUUAUCCCGAUCCAUCUAUCCAGCCAUCCACCCACCAAUGCGCAAACAACACAUCACAUAACAUCACAUCCGCCAUGCCGAGGCCGUGCUGUCUUGUGUUGUGUUGUGUUGUCCACUCACAAUUGGUCGUCCGCCGCAGCCGGCACCUCAGGCGACCCCUCAGACGGCUCCACAUGUGUGGAGCCGUACUCUGGCUCCGGCCCCUCCUCUCCUUCGGGCGGUAUGUACGGCGCCCACGGCAGCGGAAUGGCAGGUGCCUGGGGAGGCGGCACCCACGGCAAUGGGAUGGCCGGGGCCUGGGGCGGCGGCGCGUAGGGCAGGGGAAUGGCCUGGUUCGGGUUGGCUGGGAGGGGGGCCGUGGGGGGCGGCUGUGGCGGUGGUGGCGCUGGGGCUGGUCCGGGAGGGACUGGCUGGGGAGGAGCGCCAAAUGCCGCGCCAUACCCCGGAAUGCCAUCCAUAGUGUCGGGAUCGACCCACCAGUCACCUCCCUCCCCUCCGAAAAAACCCCACAUGUCGUCCAAACUGCAACCAAGCGCACACACACACACACACACAUACAUCCAUCCAUCCACCGUCGCAUCCCUGUGCUCGUGUCACCUGUUUUCCGAUACAUCAUCCGGCCAGAAAGCGCCGCCGAAGGGCACCCCCCCGCCAGGGGGCGAUGGGUGAGGCGUGGGCGGCCGGUACGGCGGCAUGCCCUCAUAGAAAUACGGCCUACACCAGCCAGCCACACACAACACAGAUUAAAACACAGGUGCGUGGUUGUGUGCUUGUGUGUCUUGUCUGUCUUGUGGGGCUGUUGCUGCUGCUGCUGGUGCUGGUGCUGCUGGUCUUUGUUUGUUUACAUCUUGCAGACGUCGCAUUUCUUGGCGACGCUGCUGCGCGAGCUACGGCCUGAGAGCAAACAACACGCACAGAGGCAUCCACGAAUGGAUAAGUAGAGCACCCCCCGGUGUCAUUGUGCAUUGACGUACCGGGCGCCGGAGUCUUGAUCCACUGUUCUAGGCACUUGGUGUGGACCCACUUGAUGCUACCCUUACACCCACACGGUGCCACCAGCGGCCCGUCAUCCGCGGCAUCGGGGUCGUCCUGACACACACACACACACACACACACACGAUGGAUGCCACCCACAAUGAUAAUCGCUUCCUUCCAACGUACGUACCUCCGAGAGGCGACAGAAGCGGCAGGUCCUCUCCUCUUUCUCCAGCUCUCUCUCCCCCUCUACCUCCCCAUCUCCCUCCCCCUCUCCCUCCCUAGUAUCGGCCGUCUCGGUCACCUUGGCCAUCCCAUCCCGCCCACCCCUGGAUCCGCCCAGCCGCAGACCGCCAAAUGCCGCAUGGAACAACCCACCCAAACCACCACCCUGCUGCUUCGACUGCUGCUUCUUGCUGGUGGCCGUGUUUGGCGGCGAGGGCGGCCAUAGCCCCGGACACGGCGCCAUCGUCGGAGGGUGCGAUGGUUUGCUGCCUGGUGCAGGUGCCGGUGCUGGCGAUGGCCCCUUGAAGGACGUCGAGCAGUGCGGCCCCGGCGCGUAUGACUCGGGCGUCGGUGGGCUGCCUAGUGCAGGUGCCGGUGCUGGCGAUGGCAAUGGGUUGGGCGAUGGCCCCUUGAAGGUGGACGAGUGCGGCCCCAUCGACGGGUAUGGCGGGACGAAUGGCGGGCAGGGGGGCGGGGGAGGGUACCUGGGCGGGGGCAGGCCAUGCGGAUGGGAGUGGGGAUUGAACUUCUGGGUGUACGGCAGGGGCUGGCUGGACGGAGCCGCCUGGUCAGGAUGGGUUGCGUACUUGUUGGGGUACGGCACGCCCUUGGGUGGUGGUGCUGGCAUCGUCGGCUGCAUCCCGUGCUGCUGGUAGAGGGCGUGGAGGAAGGGCGAAGGGGCAGCGGGGGGAGGGCCAUUGGGCAUCAUCUUCUGCGCCUUCAUUUUGGGCGACACGGGGGGAGGGAAGGCCGUCGGCGCCGGCUUCUCCUGGGCCACCUGAGGCUCGAGUGUGGCGCCGUAGCCAUGCAUGUGGUGGGGGUAGAAGUAGAGAGGGUCACCAUAGCCGUAGCUAUGGUGAUGGUGAUGAAGAUGGUGCGAAGAGGGCGGUCCGCGAGGCAGCGGUCUGCUGGGCGCCCCCGGAUUGUACAGCGGCGGACGCAUAGUAUCGCAACAACUGCACACACACACACACACACACAUUUCUGCAACUGGCAGUGGGGAUGCAUGCAUUCCUCUCUCCAUCAAUGCGUUCUCUCACCUCGACAACCAAACCGGGAGGGCUCCUUAUCCCUCACUGACACAUUAGUGCGCUGAACAAGCUCCUCGCCGUCCCAGGAGGACUGGCUCGUCCGGUCUCGGUCACUUACUCACAGUUGGCCGCUCGAGAGGACGGCGGCUCAUUAGAUGAUGAGUCCUCAACGCCGCCUGCCCUCUGCCGUCCUCCACAAAGCGCCGAAAAAAGGUCUCCAA
Molecule: messenger RNA, 3071 nt
Organism: Vitrella brassicaformis
Lineage: Eukaryota; Vitrellaceae
Source: the annotation of a GenBank genome assembly